GUACCCUCGCGUUAACCCACCAAUCCUUGCUCCUCCUACUUUGCCUCAACAGAGAAAACACCAUUCUUGUUCCUCCGCCUCCCUCUCUUCCGCUAACCAGAUAUCAAUUAUCACCGGCGUGAGACACGAGCCUGAUUGAACAUGUCCGCCUCACGCGCCCUCCUCUCGAGCCCGCACGGCGGUGCGAGCCGGACCUUCACGAGAGCGCCGACCCGCCUCGCCGCGGCCUCGAUCCCGUUCGCGCGCUGCGGCGCUCUCCGCGCCCGGACCGCGAUCCUGUCGUCGCCGGCGGCCACUGUGCCGGUGACCUCUUCGGAGCCGAAGCGCCGGAUCUCGCGCUCCGUGUCGGACUCGGCGCCGCUGGCGAAGCCUGCGGUCCUGGUGGCGGAGAAGCUGGGCGAGGCCGGGCUGGACGUGCUGCGUCAGUUCGCCGACGUGGAGUGCGCGUACGGCAUGUCCCCCGCCGAGCUCCUGGCCAAGGUGGCGCAGUUCGACGCGCUCAUCGUGCGGAGCGGCACCAAGGUGACGAGGGAGGUGCUGGAGGCGGGGCGCGGGCGGCUGCGGGUGGUCGGCCGGGCCGGCGUCGGGAUAGACAACGUCGACCUGCAGGCGGCGACGGAGGCGGGGUGCCUCGUCGUGAACGCCCCCACCGCCAACACCGUCGCCGCGGCGGAGCACGGCAUCGCGCUGCUCGCCUGCAUGGCCCGCAACGUCUCGCAGGCGGACGCCGCGCUCAAGGCCGGCAAAUGGCAAAGAGCCAAGUAUGUUGGAGUUUCCCUAGUUGGAAAGACUCUUGCCAUCAUGGGCUUUGGAAAGGUUGGCUCGGAGGUAGCAAGGCGAGCGAAAGGGCUAGGGAUGCAUGUGAUUGCUCAUGACCCCUAUGCUCCGGCCGACAAGGCCCGUGCCAUUGGAGCAGAGCUGGUGUCCUUCGAGGAGGCCAUCGCCAAGGCUGACUUCAUCUCCCUCCAUAUGCCGCUCACCCCGGCGACAUCCAAGGUCUUCAACGACGAAUCCUUCGGGAAGAUGAAGACCGGCGUGCGGAUCAUCAAUGUGGCCAGGGGCGGCGUGAUCGAUGAAGAUGCUCUGGUCAGGGCGCUGGACUCCGGCAAAGUUGCUCAGGCAGCUCUUGAUGUCUUCACAGUGGAGCCCCCGGCGAAGGACAGCAAGCUGGUUCUUCAUGAGAAUGUCACUGUCACGCCCCAUCUUGGAGCAAGCACAGUGGAGGCGCAGGAAGGCGUCGCCAUCGAAAUUGCUGAAGCCGUGGGCGGCGCACUGAGAGGUGAGCUCGCAGCGACCGCUGUGAAUGCUCCCAUGGUCCCAGCAGAGGUCUUGUCAGUUCUAGCUCCGUACGUUUCCCUGGCGGAGAAGCUGGGGAGGCUGGCAGUGCAGCUCGUCGCCGGAGAGAGCGGCAUCAAGGGCGUCAAGGUGGUGUACACCUCAGCCAGGGAUCCCGACGACCUCGACACGAGGCUCCUCCGGGCGAUGGUCACCAAGGGCAUCGUGGAGCCCGUGUCCAGCACCUUCGUCAACCUCGUGAACGCGGACUACACGGCGAAGCAGCGCGGCCUGCGCAUCGCCGAGGAGCGGGUCUCCCACGACAACGCCGCCGCCGAGGCGCCGCUGGAGUCCAUCCAGGUACGCCUCUCGCACGUGCAGUCCAAGUUCGCCGGGGCGAUCAGCGACGGCGGGGACAUCGUCGUCGUGGGCAGGGUCAAGUACGGCGUGCCUCACCUGACCGUCGUCGGGCCCUACGAGGUCGACGUCAGCCUGGAGGGGAACCUGAUCCUGUGCCGGCAGAUCGACCAGCCCGGGAUGAUCGGCAAGGUCGGGAACAUCCUCGGGCAGAGGAAUGUGAACGUCAGCUUCAUGAGCGUCGGCCGCACCUCCCGUGGCAAGCAGGCGAUCAUGGCCAUCGGCGUGGACGAGGAGCCGGACAAGAAGACGCUCGAGAAGAUUGGGGCGAUCCCGGCCGUCGAGGAGUUUGUGUUCCUCGAGCUAUGAUGGACAGACAGCGGGCGCUCGCUCCACUCAUCGCUAGAAUAAGUGGCAUCGCAGCAGCAUCAUAUUGGUUUGAUGCCACACGGGGUGGGGUGAAGUGAUCCUUCCACGGCGCCUUGGUUUGGCCUCCGUUUGAAUAAGAACGAUGUGUGUGUAUGUUAUGAUGCUGUGUGUAUCAACGUGUGCGCCUAGCGCUUGUUUGUGGAGAGUCGUAUCAUAGUAGUAUUAUAUUGUUUGGCUAGAUAUAAUUUGUUUGUGUGUUGCAAACUUGCAAUACAGACACAAAUAUUCUGUAUGUAAUGGUGAUGAUUUACCUGUCAUUUAAUUUCUAUUUUGUUUACUUA
This is a messenger RNA of Aegilops tauschii subsp. strangulata, 2342 nucleotides long. Its product is annotated as D-3-phosphoglycerate dehydrogenase 3, chloroplastic. NCBI's taxonomy places the organism in Eukaryota, Viridiplantae, Streptophyta, Magnoliopsida, Poales, Poaceae. The record is from RefSeq and is a predicted model, not a curated record. Gene Ontology annotation, molecular function: phosphoglycerate dehydrogenase activity; NAD binding. Gene Ontology annotation, cellular component: chloroplast stroma. Gene Ontology annotation, biological process: L-serine biosynthetic process.